UCAUUCUCUUAUUUCAUCAUAGGGCUUGGUUAUUAUUCAGUGAAGGUCCAUAUAGUUAAUACUGAGUAUUUUGCUAUUGACACUUAUAAUAUUGUCUGCAGAAAAGUAUAUAUAAAGCAGUGUAGACAGGGUGGAGACAGCAACUCCUGAGUGUGAUAUAUUGCGCCCUUCCAGUUUACAGACGCUUUGAUAAUACCCAGCACCGAAAUAAAAAUAAGGAAGCCAUGUCAAAACACUCAGGCACAGCAUCAGCGCGUCUGAGGGCCGACUACAUGAGAUUAAAACGUGACCCAGUGCCAUACGUGACAGCUGACCCUCUGCCUUCAAACAUUCUUGAGUGGCAUUAUGUUGUGGAAGGGCCAGAGCAGAGCCCCUAUGAAGGCGGUUAUUACCAUGGCAAGUUGGUGUUCCCGCUGGAGUACCCGUUCCGACCGCCCAGCAUAUACAUGAUCACACCCUCGGGUCGCUUCAAGACCAACACGCGACUGUGCCUCUCCAUCUCAGACUUUCAUCCCGACACCUGGAAUCCAGCCUGGUCUGUGGCCACCAUACUGACUGGACUCUUGUCAUUUAUGCUGGAGAAAGCCCCAACAUUCGGCAGCAUAGAGACAAGCGACUACGAGAAAAGACAAUUGGCCCAGCAAAGUUUAAGCUUUAAUUUGAAGGACAAGAUUUUUACGGAACUCUUUCCUGAAAUCACAGAGACUAUCCAAGAGAAACUGGCACAACGUGAGCAGGAGUUGGCGGAGAGAGCCAAAGCGAUAGAGACAGGGAGCCUGAGUGAAAAGGACCGCACGAACUCAGACAGCGGCAACCAGAACCUCGAUGCCAGCCACAUGUCUGCCCUCACAAACCUCCUUGUCGUUGUAGGCUUUGCACUGUUUGCGUGGACUGUCAAAUAUGUAAUGUCAACUUUAAGUGAUAAUGAAGGAUAGGAUGAAAAACAAAUUCAGUUGUUAUUAUGAUUUUCUUUUGUUUUCUCUUUUCAUGAGUAUUUUUAUAUUUAAGAAGUGUGGAGAGAGAGAGAGAGAUAAUGAAAGUGAGUGAAUGUGUGAGUGAUCAAGUGAAUGAGUGAGUUGUGAGUGCAUAGUGUAAUCUCAGAACUUAAUAUCAGUCAUUCUAAAUUUAAGUUUAUGAGUAAAACUAUACAGAUAAUAUUCAUAUAAAUUGAUCUGAUAUUUCAGCAAGAAUUACCAUUGUUUACCUUCAUCAUUUAUAUUCAUUCUAAUGCCUAUUAUGACUCACUAGUGAUACUUUUGAUAUAUACAGGCUAAAUAGUACAGUAAUUAUAGACUGCAUAACUAUUUAUUGAAUAGAAUUAAUGUUUUUCUCUAAAUAUGAUUUCAAAAACAACAAAGUAAUUAGCAUAUGGAAGAUGUUUUAGUCUAAAGAUUACCACUUGCACCCAAGCCACUUUUUUUUUCAAAAACAAAUAUGCUUUUCUGACCACAAAGAAAUGGCUGCUGCUCAUGGGUUUGAUGUGAGUUGUGAGUAUUACACUUGGAGUUAUGAGGUAAGGGAAUGAGGAGCUGUGCAAGAUACAAGAAAUAAGCUGUGACAUAAAUUAGGUGUGAGAAUGACCUGAAUAUAUGUAUAUGACACACACACACACACACACACACACACACACACACACACACACACACACACACACACACACACACACACACACACACACACACACACACACACACACACACACACACACACACACACACACACACACACACACACACACACACACACACACACACACACACACACUCUCACACUCACACUCUUACAUGUACGCGUGUCUAAGUGUGUUGUGUGCAUGUGUGGCUGCAUUUAUUUGCUUGUGUCCAUGGUUUGCACUCUUCUAUGAAUUUUAGUUGAACAUCAGAUGUACGAAGCUCUGGUUUGUUACCAUAGAGCAUCAGUACUAGAUAGCAUUGUGCAGUUUGGCUCUUUAUUUGACUUAAGAGUGUCACACACGUUGAUAAAUAACACUAUAACAAGAUCGGGAACAAUGCUUGUGCAGUUUUAUCACCAUAUCAAGAAUUUAAAUGAAGGAUUAAGAUAAAAUCCAGAAAGAAAAAGAGAUCACAUCAUACAAACAUCCAUGAUUAUCUACUCUCAUACCAUCAUUGAAAAAUCUCAUUUUAAAAUCUUAUUUUAUCAUGAAAAUAACUGUAAAGUAGGUUGUUAUAAAAAUGUUACUAGAGUAGACAUAAAGAGUGCUGUUAAGUCAGACUUAUAUUUA
Molecule: messenger RNA, 2242 nt
Organism: Penaeus vannamei (Pacific white shrimp)
Lineage: Eukaryota; Metazoa; Arthropoda; Malacostraca; Decapoda; Penaeidae
Source: RefSeq, a predicted model, not a curated record